Magnolia sinica is the source of this 2249-nucleotide messenger RNA. RefSeq names its product plant-specific TFIIB-related protein 1. The transcript is spliced from 3 exons. Gene Ontology annotation, biological process: DNA-templated transcription initiation; transcription preinitiation complex assembly. Bases 167 to 1861 code for a protein of 564 amino acids. Gene Ontology annotation, cellular component: nucleus; transcription preinitiation complex. Gene Ontology annotation, molecular function: TBP-class protein binding. The record is from RefSeq and is a predicted model, not a curated record. NCBI's taxonomy places the organism in Eukaryota, Viridiplantae, Streptophyta, Magnoliopsida, Magnoliales, Magnoliaceae.
UGGGGCGAAUAAUCCAGCGGCGCACGAUAGCAAAGAUGGCGUACUGAGCACGUAGAAUCCAGCGGCGCACAUUAGCAACGACGGCGCACGGAAUAGAAAAGGCAAAAAAGAAAAAAACUCCUCCCAACCGCAGGUAGCUCUCAGCAGCUCCUCCGACAGUUGGAAAAUGUGGAGGAUGAGCUGCCCGUACUGCUCUGGUGCGCAGGGGAGGUGCGUGAGCACCCCCUGGGGAAGGUCAGUGACGGAGUGCAGCUCGUGCGGUCGAGUGGUGGAGGAGCGCCAAUCCCAACCGCACGAUCUCUUCCUCCUCCGAGCCGUAGAUUCCCCUCUCUCCCUCGUCACCCCCGACCUCUUCCUGGGCCCACAGGCCCACCAAAAAGCCCAAGGCAUCGCCACUGUCAAAGAAGAAGAAGAAGAAGAAGAUCCCUUCGAGCCCACCGGCUUCAUCACCGCCUUCUCCACCUGGUCCCUCGAGCACACCCCAAUCUUCGCUUCCUCCUCUCUCUCCUUCUCUGGCCACCUCGCCGAGCUUGAGCGCUCCCUUCUCGACUCUUCCUCCCAAAACCCCAACCCCAAUUCGUCACCUGCGCCGGCACCGGGCACGGGCCCUGUCGUUGUCGUCGACAAUCUCCGGGCCUACCUCCAGAUUGUGGAUGUCGCGUCCAUCCUGGGCGUUGACCGCGACAUCUCCGACCACGCAUUCCAGCUCUUCCGCAACUGCUCCUCCACCACCUGUUUGAGAAACCGCAGUGUUGAGGCGCUCGCCACCGCUGCCCUCGUGCAGGCUAUCCGUGAGGCCCAGGAGCCCAGGACGCUGCAGGAAAUCUCGACUGCAGCCAACCUUCCUCAGAAGGAGAUUGGAAAGUACAUCAAAAUACUCGGUGAAGCCCUACAACUAAGCCAACCCAUUAACAGCAAUUCCAUAUCGGUUCACAUGCCGAGGUUCUGCACUCUCCUUCAACUCAACAAGUCUGCUCAGGAACUUGCUACGCACAUUGGAGAAGUUGUAAUCAACAAAUGCUUCUGCACGCGUAGGAACCCUAUUAGUAUAUCUGCGGCUGCCAUAUAUCUCGCGUGCCAGCUAGAAGACAAACGCAAAACCCAGGCUGAGAUCUGCAAAGUAACAGGUCUCACUGAAGUUACUCUUCGUAAAGUGUACAAAGAGCUUCUAGAGAAUUGGGACGAUCUGCUCCCGCCCAAUUACACACCUGCCGUUCCUCCUGAGAAGGCAUUCCCCAUGACAACGAUCGCUUCAGGCCGUUCUUCGAAUCCUAGAGUUGACACCACUGAGAUUCCUUCUUCUUCAGCUGUUCAACAAGAUAAAGAAAAACAGCCGGAAGUUAUGAAACCAUGUAAAAUGGCAGAAGUUUCUGAGAUGGAAUCUCAGGCCAGAGGCAAAGAGGAGGUGAACAGGAAAAGCAACUCCCGUGGCCCACCUUUGGUGCCAUAUGGAGUAGCGAAUAUGGAUCACCAGGUCCUGAAUCGAGGGGCCUACAGGCUGCCCCAGCACCAGCACAUGUUUGGCUUCCCUCCCUUCAGGCCAGAAGGAGAGAAAAUUCAGAAGCACGAUGGAGGCAUUGACAUUAAUGAGACUCUCUCUGAAACGAUGGAUUUCAAUCAGAGGGUUGAAAUAGACCCAAAGAGUAGUGCUGCUCAAAAGGUAUCUCAGUUUUCUGGUUCGUCAUCUUCAAACGAGAGGCAAAAUCCAUGGCCGUUUCAUCAUCGUGGGAUGCUUGCAUCUGGGCCUUCUCAUGUUCGGUUCAUGCAGCCACAGAUGGCGUCAGGUUCAGGACUUCAAGGAAUCUGGUAUCCAAACAGAGCGGAGAAGGCGGAUCUGUCUAGGGAAACAGAUGGGUCAUAGUCUUCAUGGGCACAGGCCCCUAUCGGAUGAAAGAAAUCCCACAUAUAAUUACCAUUUGAUUUCUCCAAUGGUCACUGAUAGCUGGAAUUUGCGAGAUCAAGGUUUCCAGUGGUGUUUUAAGGGGGCUCAACUGUAUAUCUUGCAGGUUCUUGGCUUGUUUGGUUCUUUGAUCUCAGUCACCCAUGUGAUCUUUUAUGGUAAUUGGCUGCAGAAAAAUGCUAAUAUCUGUAUAUUAUCUUGAAAAAAAGGGAAAAGGUUGGAAGAUUGCUCUAACCACUAGUGUUUAAAGCAGUGAAUCUGCACGGCAUUGAACAUCGAGGUCUCAGGGCCCCUCUACACUGAUAUGCGCAAGGCACUGCGGUGUCUUGUGAAUUCAGUUUUCAUUUCU